Prunus armeniaca (apricot) is the source of this 606-nucleotide messenger RNA. The record is from the annotation of a GenBank genome assembly. NCBI's taxonomy places the organism in Eukaryota, Viridiplantae, Streptophyta, Magnoliopsida, Rosales, Rosaceae.
AUGAUAUUCCCUCCAGCUUUCUUCACAAGUAUGAUUCAUGUGAUGGUUCACUUGCCAGAAGAGGCAUUGCUUGCUGGUCCGGUCAACUAUCAUGUGGACGCGGCUUUCAAUCGUCCUCAGCGCAAUAAUGACAGAGGUGUGAGAAAUGCGAAAUUUUCUGUUUUUGCCCAAAGCGCACGACCCUUUGGAGAUCCUGUACAAGGAGAAGCGUUUUCCAAAAAUGACAUGGAGGUGAAUAAGUUGAAAUCAGAGAAUUUCCCCAUUUACAUUGAAGAGUUAUAUAACUUGGCAUUCGUUCUAAUUAGCGCUGAAUUAUUCUCGGGUUGCCAUGUUAACGGCAUCAAAUUUUUGGGGACUGCACAAGAUGACAAAUUGUGUAUGCAAAACAGCAGUGUCCAUGUCCCAGGUGGAUGUGAAAGUACGGACAUUGAUUUCUAUGGCAAACUCACAACUGUCGUGCAAUUGCUUUACAAGGACCGAUCCCAAGUAAUCAUGUUUAAGUGUCGAUGGUUUGAUACGAACCCGAAUAGGCAGGGAAGUGUUAAAAUCGACCAUGGGUUACUAUCUGUGAAUAUUAAGAGAACUUGGUAUGAUGACGACCCUUAA